This is a messenger RNA of Callorhinus ursinus (northern fur seal), 2113 nucleotides long. Lineage: Eukaryota; Metazoa; Chordata; Mammalia; Carnivora; Otariidae. The record is from RefSeq and is a predicted model, not a curated record.
CAGAGUGGCCGUGGCCGUGGGGCAGACCAGCCCGGGAGCCAGAUGAGCAGAGAGGUCUGUGUGCACUCCUGGCCUUGCUCCUACUACUUAGAACCGGAGAAGCGAUGGGUUCCUGGAAAGCUUUCGUUAACUUCUCACUCCCUGAGAUUUACAACUGAUAAAACCGGGGAGGCCCUGGUCAGCUUCCCCCUGUCUAGUGUGAUUGAGAUCAAGAAGGAGGCUUCUCACUUUGUCUUCAGUUCUAUCACCGUCCUGGAGAAGGACCACCUCAAGCACUGGUUCAGCUCCUUGCAGCCCAGUCGGAAUGCAGUCUUCACCAUCAUCGAGCAUUUCUGGAGAGAGCUGCUGCUGUCUCCAUCGGAAGCACCACUCCCUGUGACCAAGGGGAAGCAGCUGACUGGUCUGAUGGCCUGUUCCCAGAAGCGCCUGGAAGAGACAGCCCGAGUCCUCCACCAUCAGGGCGAGCAGCUGGACAGCAUCACCAAGGGCCUGGACAAGAUGGAAUCUGACCUGGACGUGGCUGACAGGUUGCUGACGGAGCUGGAGUCCCCUUCUUGGUGGCCCUUUAGCUCCAAGCUUUGGAAGAUGCCAGCAGAAACAAAGUCCAAUGGGGGCACCUCAACGGCUAGUCCCAAAGCUCUUGGAAAAGAAGGGGUAGUGGUCCGAAUUCCUGCUGUUAUCGCCCAGGGAACAGCAUCUCAUGUUAAAGCAGGAAGUCUUACCAUCCUUGUGUCCGGGUUGGAAAUCCAUGACUCGAGUUCUUUGCUCAUGCACAGAUUUGAAAGAGAAGAUAUAGACGACAUUACGGUUCACACACCUUAUGAAAUUAGCAUCCGCCAACGGUUCAUCGGGAAGCCAGACAUAGCUUAUCGCCUGAUAUCCGCCAAGAUGCCCGAGGCUGUCCCCAUUUUGGAGGUGCAGUUCAGCAAGAAGAUGGAGUUGUUAGAAGGCGGCUUGACACCCGGAAGUGCCAGCACGUCUUCCCCAGCAGAGAAGGGCUGCUAUGUCUGGCAGGCGGCGUCGGGGCUGAUGGACCACGCCAUGCACCGCGAGCCCUGCUCGGGAAGCCAGGAGGGCCAGCCGCUUCCGCUGCAGAUGAGUGAGCCGCUGGUUUCCGAGGGGGACGCCCAGGAACUGAGACAGAUCCUGAGGAAGCUGAAGAGUCUCGCCCUGGACACUGAGAAGGAGCUGGAGAGGCAGGACGAGGCCCUGGACGGCAUCACUGCGGCCGUCGAUCGGACCACCUUAACCAUCGACAAGCAUAACCGACGUGCCAAAAAACUGACCUAGGACAGAAGAGCAGAGAGGUGACUGGUUUUGAUGACAGUCACUCCCCUGAGUACUUUGUUCUCAAUACCUGCACACGUCCUUGACCUAAACACCUGGAAAGUCAUUCCAAGGGCGGGUUAGUAGUUGGAGGCCCUGGGCCAGGAGGUGCAGGCUUGCCUCAGGGUAAAGGAUCCCGACCACUGCACACGCGGGAAGGAGGAGCUCCAGGAGAGGGGAGUUCUGCCUGCAGAUCCGGCGAGCCCCCCCCAGCACGCCCCUGCAGUUGUGGCCCCAGCUCCCCUUGCUCCCCGCUCCCCACUCCCCGCAGGCCCUGGCUCCCUUCUCCCCCUCCUUCCCCUCAGUCCUCAGCUCCCCACUCAUACCUGAGCCCUUCAGAGGGUCCCCAGCAGCAGGAAGGCUCGUCCCUGCAAGGCUGGCUGUACCCAGUGCUCGAUGCCUGCUUUGCAUGGUUAGCAUGGCCAGUAGCUGAAUUUUUAUUCUCUGUUCUUGCCAGGUGUAAAAGGGCCAUUUAAAUCCCUAUGACAGAAAUGUGCUGAUUUCUGAGUCUGUGCACCUGAACCCUGCAUCAUGUGUCAGCAGAACCCCUUCUCCAGGACCAUAGACAGGCCCGAGCCUGUUCCCCUCUGCAGGCUGCUCUGCAUGGGCCCAUCCACAGUCACUUUGUUCUGUGACUUGUUUUGUUCUCUUGACGGGCCUGUUUCUUUUUGGUUGUACUGUGACUCCAGUUCCUCUCAAGGUCAUCCUGUGAACACUGGGAAUAUUCUUUUCACUGCCCAGUUCAUAGCCAAGUGUAAAAAUAAUACACACUGCACCUGUUUAAAAA